Molecule: messenger RNA, 4566 nt
Organism: Gigantopelta aegis
Lineage: Eukaryota; Metazoa; Mollusca; Gastropoda; Neomphalida; Peltospiridae
Product: outer dense fiber protein 3-like
Exons: 6
Coding region: 159-944 (261 amino acids)
Cellular component (GO): cytoskeleton
Source: RefSeq, a predicted model, not a curated record
GACAGCUCUGUCAGUAUCCAUGUUUAUAGAGUAAACUAAAACAAUUGUUAUUGCUUGACAACCACCAGCCUAGCAAUAUAUUUCAUCUUUUUUAGGUUAGACAGCAACGUUAACCUAUUUUACUUAGCUUGUUGACGUGAUCUUAUCUCACCAGAAACAUGGCUUGCAAGUGUGAAGUGACACAGUCCACAUGGCAGCCGACUCGCCCUCGGGGGCCGAUAGCUGCCAUGUACGCCAGUCCUGGACCUCAAUACCAGCUUCCCGGACUGGUAGGUGGUAACUUUCACGAUCCCAGGAGUGUACACAACAAGCGGCCCAUCUACUCAUUUGGCAUCCGACACGGGAAGUUCAGCGAUGACAGCAGUCCAGGCCCCGCGUACUACCCCGACUCGAAAAUGUACCGCGAUGGAAAGGACGGCACUCCUCACUAUUCACUGCAUAGCCGUCACAGAGAUUUCACCAUGGCUAAGACUCCAGGCCCAGGAGCGUACCGCCCCGAGGAAGCAGGACCCACAGCUGCCAAGUCCGCACCUAAGUAUUCUUUCGGAAGUCGACACCGCAGUCGAGGAACUGAUCAAACACCAGGUCCAAAUGUGUACAAUCUACCACCAAUGCUUGGAAAGACUGCACAGGGUGGGAAGAAGCAAGCUCCCAUAUUUUCAUUAACUGGUCGAAGCAAGAUUGGCAGCUUCCACGAAGACAUGCAAAAGACUCCUGGACCUGCCAACUACAGCGUGUGUAAUCCCAACCUGUAUCGUGAGAAGAAACCCCAGUACAGUCUUACCUCAAGAAACCCCAUGCCGUCAGACACCACCACAAAACCAGGCCCAGGCGCCCACUCACCAGAAAAAGUUCGUUUCAACCGAAGAUCAGCCCCGGCAUUCACUUUCGGUGUCAAACAUUCCCCAUAUAUGUGUCCGCUUAUUGCUGACCCUGCAGACUAAAACAAACGACUGAGGAGCAUACGGUUUUAGGAAGGACCAAGAGACUUUCAAGUUGAGACAUAUUUGCAGCCUUCGAAGUGUCCACGGUUGCCUUUGCCCAUUUGUCAAAAUUGUAGUAUAUGCACAGUGGUGUCAUUGCUAGUAGCAAUGGGACUCAGUUUGUUGUAUUUAACUAUUUCACAGCAUUAUAAAUAACAAUGACUUUAUUUAUAUAGAAUUUAUUUAUGAUCAUUUUCGGAGCACAUGUCUUGUUUCUAUAACAAUGUUAUAAAUAUAUCAUUAAUCCAGACUAAUGUAAUUUAAUUGACAUUUCCAAAGCUUUAGCUAAAACAUUUUCUACAAUAAUUAUGUGCUUAGCUGUAAAAAGUGUAUAAGUUGAUGUUAUCAUACAGUAUUAUUAGUUACAAAUAACUUUGGUUGAAAUUAUAUAAAUGAGUUCAUUGAAGAUAAUAUACAAAUUGAACUUGUUUUAGUAAAAUACUAAAAUAAUGUCGUAAAUUUCAUGUUUAACUAAUCAAACUGUAUUUUCAGUAAGAAAUGAUUUAUGAUAAUGUACAAAAACAAACCUGUGUGUUAUGAAACUGUUAAAAUAAUAUAAAUUGUUUUCUAAAGUAAAGAUAUAGCUCAAUCAGGUUGUUAACUAGUGAAGCAUUAUAUCCAAUAAUUAAAAACAUAUACCGGUAUACUCUUAGUACUCCUGAAUAUUUAUUAAAGGUUAUUAUAAAAAUCAGGGCUUUUAAGACAUUACAGUAUUAUACCUUUUUGGGUUUUUCUUUCGUCCUUUUCUUUUUUCUUUUUUUUGAUAUGUUAGGCACAGAUAGUAGUUUUUUUGAUAUGUUAGGCACAGAUAGUAGUUUUUUUGAUAUGUUAGGCACAGAUAGUAGUUUUUCUGUGGUGUAAGGAUUUCUGCUGUUAUUAUUCCGUCCAGAUGGAUGUGUUAUCCAUUAAUCAUACCAGUAUAAUACCAGUCAGUAUAUUAUUGAGAUGAUCAGUAUUGCAGAAAACAGUAUUUACUUCUAACUCGCAGCAUGCUGCACCCAUACUGCUCAAAUACUGUAUUCGGUGUAAUAAACGCUCUUAUUAAAAACACCAUAUUAUUCAGAUAGUGGAUAGUAAAUGAUUGUAUAUAUCUCUAAUAAGCACAGUUAUUCUUGAAAAACUGAAUAAAAAUUUAUUACAGACAUUUCUAAUCUGUAAUGAGUUACUUGUGGUGUCACAUAACUGUUUUUGACUGCAAGACUGUUUUAGUGUAAAUAUGCUUGCAUUAAUGGAGUUGAUUAAAAACACUAAUAUAUUUGUAUAUUAAUAGAAAAAGGAAUUUUGUUUUAUGAUGAAGUUUUGCUGUCAUUUUUAUGCACCUAUUUUAUUUUUCUAAAGUUAGUAGUUUAUUUUAAAUUACACUAACGUCAAAAUUCAUGUUAAUUUUUUUUAAAUGACCUUUUUAAUAGCAUAUUAUGUCAGCCUACUUUUUACACUGAAUACAGUAUUGUAUUUUUUAAUUCACCCUUGUGACUAUAUGUAUGUUGAAAAUACGUUACUUGUUGUGUUUGUAUAUUUGUCAUAAUGACAUCCAAUGCAGGUUGCCUGAAUUUCAUCUCUAUGUUCAGUAACAGGAUUUAACUACAUGUAUGUAUUAUUAAAAUGGUUUCAAAUUGUCAAGUUAUAGCAUAACCAGCAAAGUUUGUGGAGGGUGUGGGUUUUUUUCGUAAAGAUGAAUUGAAGAAUUUUUAAUGGUGUUUCGGUAACCACCACUCGCCCCCAAAAAUUCACCUGUUAAAGGUUAUGACCAUAGGAUUCUUAAAUGGUAUCCAAAAUGGUAGACGCUGCCAGUGUUAGGCUACGAUUAAAUAGCUUAAUAAACUGGCCGAACUUACCACUGGUUAUGGUUGUUAUUACCAAAGUCACAACUAGAUAUUUUAUGACAUGAAAACUGCAGCUGUAAAAGUUGAUCAAAACCGUCAUAAAGAUAUAUUGGACAUAAAACUUGACAUGGAAACCAUUUUAGUAUUUGUGAUGGCUUUCUGUACAUGUAAGUUGUAAAGUUUAGUACAGCAUGUAAAGUGAAGAUGUUGAUGAUUAAAAAAGGCCCUGUUUUAGAUAGCUGUAUAUAUGACAUAAGUUCUACAGUGAAACCCCUUUAAACCGGACACCCAUGGAAGCAAGUAAAGAUGACAGUUUUAAUGGGUAUCCGCUUUAGAGAUGUUAUGUUCUGUUCUGAUAUUUUAAAACGGGACUGUAAAAAAAAACGUCCAGUUUUCAGGGAAUUUCUGUUUACAGAGGUUUUACUGUAGUUUCAUUGUGACAAAUUGACAGACAAAUCUUAAUUUGUAUUGUUCAGUCCCCUCCCCCAACAUAUUUUACAUGUGCUUUUUACUAUUGUUGGAUACAUACAUAUAUAUUUUUAUGACAGCUAAUGUCAAAUAUUUUGCUAACAUUCCAUACGCAUUAUGUAACUAUGAUUUUAGUUUCAGGCAAUACUUUCUGUGUGCUGUUUUUGAUAAAAGUUUAAUCACAAAAUAUAAACGUAUACAUGUAUAACUUUUUAGUAUUAGUUAAAGGGCAGGCAUUAUUCGUGUCAUUUCAUUUUAAAAUUUUGACUUUAUUUUUUUAAUCUGAUUGUUCCACUAAUGUUAAUGACUGCUGAAAACAUUCAACUUUCUCAAUUGCUGCCCUUAACUUGUAUAUAGAUUUAUUAUCUGUGAUAAGUGUGCUACUAAUAACAUUCUUUUUGUUUUGUGGUUUAUAUUUAUUGUUUAAUUUCUAUUUUCAUAGUAUUAACUUAAAUUCUCUGUAAAAUUAGCCAGUCACAUAUUGGUACAUAAGAUCAAGCAUUACUUUUAUUAACAUUUAUUUUUAAUAUUUACUGGCUAUUUCCUUUUUUUUAUCUCUUCAUUUUUGAAAUUUCAACAUUCAUUAAUUUGCUUUUAUGUUUUUUGUUGUAAAUACAAAUUUAGAUGAAUUAAUUAAUAUAGAAAAAAUACUCUAUUUUCAAGUAUUUUUCAUUUCAGAAAUUGUUUUUGAAAAGUUAAUACAGUACAUCUUUAAGCAUGUAAUAGGCCACAGCAAUAUCUUGGUUCAAAAAUAUUAUUGAUGCUUUCUUACUAUUAGGAAGGUAAUACUCAUACAAAUCAUAUAUAUAUAUUAUAUAUAUAUAUAUAUAUAUAUAUAUAUAUAUAUAUAUAUAUAUAUAUAUUAAUAUAUAUAUAUAUAUAUAUUAAUAAUAAUAUGUACAAAAAAAGCACAACUAAAAACAAAAACAAAAGAUAUAAAUAUUAUCUUCAUUAGCAUAGCCAGGACUUUAAUUGGGGUUUUUCCACUCACAAUCUUUGAGUCAUGAUAUGGGGAAGGAAACCCCUCUCACUAUGCCGCCAGUGAUAAUCAUUAAUUAGUUAACUGAUAAGCACUUGAAUUUGUAGUUUCCUUUUUGUUAACCCACUGAAUUCAUUGUUGUGGUCUACAUCCUUAGGUUUUAGAUUUUUAAAAAAAACCUUUUUACCUAUAAUUGUUUUUGUUUGGGCGUUUUUUUUGGUUGUCUUUUUGUCUUUUCUAUCUAUCAUUCACUGUAGCCUUGCAACCCUGCUCAAUAUUUUGACGAUUGACGGAAAUAAAUGUAGAUUAAAAA